Messenger RNA from Xiphophorus couchianus (Monterrey platyfish), 1267 nucleotides. It is a transcript of the gene tspo, whose product is annotated as translocator protein. The transcript has 4 exons. The record is from RefSeq and is a predicted model, not a curated record. NCBI's taxonomy places the organism in Eukaryota, Metazoa, Chordata, Actinopteri, Cyprinodontiformes, Poeciliidae. The coding region runs from base 319 to 810 and encodes 163 amino acids. Gene Ontology annotation, cellular component: mitochondrial outer membrane.
UACGUUUCCGCCGACUGAAAAGCCAACGGGAAACUUGUACUAACAGGCUGAGCAAGAAAAGUGUUAGCUUCUGUAAUUUUUGAUCCUUGUUCUCUCAGAGUUAUCUGUUUUAGGCCUCCUGACUGUCGCCACAGCGCCGUCACGUUGUUUGGGUGGCUGAUCGUGGGAGGGACUGAGGAGUGACCGCGGCGAUAAGGCUGCCCUGCCCUUUAAAAGCAGCUAUAUCACAGGACUGUCAGCAUGCUAGAGACUGUAUGUCUGUAGUCUGCUGUUGCUUUUACCUUUUAUAUACAGCGUAUCAACUAUCCGGACUGAGAGAUGACCAUGUGGCUGCCUAUGAUUGGGUUGACAGCGUUGCCGCACGUCGGUGGUCUCUAUGGUGGCUUCAUUACACGCAAAGAGGUAAAAAACUGGUACCCAACCUUGAACAAACCCUCAUGGCGCCCACCAAACGCAGCAUUCCCUGUGGUGUGGACUUGCCUGUACACCGGAAUGGGGUAUGGCUCCUACCUGAUCUGGAAAGAGCUUGGAGGUUUCACUGAAGAUGCUGUGGUUCCACUGGGGCUUUAUGGGCUGCAGCUCGCUCUGAACUGGGCCUGGACUCCCAUUUUCUUUGGUGCACACAAACUGAAAUGGGCCCUGGUGGAGAUUGUGUUUCUCACGGGGACGGUUGGAGCCACCAUGGUGUCUUGGUAUUCCAUCAGCCGCACCGCCUCCCUGCUCCUCGCUCCCUAUCUGUCCUGGCUGUGCCUCGCCACAGCCCUCAACUACUGCGUAUGGAGAGAUAACCCAGAGAAAAAGGAAGAGUAGAGCACAUUGCAGUGUGUUGAUUUCCAUUGCUAAAUCUUAAUUCACUACAAUAAAAUUCCUUUGCAGAAAUGACAGAUCAGUUUCACAGCUAACCUUUUUUUGACGAUUCAGCUUUUGUCUAUCAGUUUGACAAGGACCUGUCUACAUGUUAUUAGUAAAUCAUGCCCAUUUGUUCUGCAGAUCACCAUGCUCUUCAAAGUAACUCUUAAAAAUGGGCAUUAUUCCUGUCACACUAAUACAAUGAGGUAUACUACAUUCUGAUCAAAGCUUUUCAGACUUUGAGUAUCCAGCUUAACUCAGGAUCCAUAUAGGAACUGAGUUUUGUUAUGUUUCUGUGCUUCCUUUGCUAAACAUUUUUACGAAUCAUGCUUUUCUGAUUAACAUUUAUGCGUGUAAAAGUUUGGUGUUCUAAUUUGCAUUCUUUUCAUUUGUAAAUAAAAUGAGUUUUUUAAGCAAA